Molecule: messenger RNA, 2943 nt
Organism: Cryptococcus deneoformans JEC21
Lineage: Eukaryota; Fungi; Basidiomycota; Tremellomycetes; Tremellales; Cryptococcaceae
Product: SWI/SNF related, matrix associated, actin dependent regulator of chromatin, subfamily a, member 3, putative
Exons: 14
Coding region: 105-2807 (900 amino acids)
Molecular function (GO): zinc ion binding; ATP binding; nucleic acid binding
Source: RefSeq, a predicted model, not a curated record
CGCUCAUUCCUUAAUUUUCCCAUAUACAUAACCAGACUGUAUGCUAUAUUAGCCCAGGGAUAUACCCGAAUAUCACCCUAUUUACUCCUCCUACCCACAACGCCAUGAGCCACAUAGACUAUUUCGGUGGACAACCUUCAACAGCCCAAAAACGCCCUCGGCAAACCCAGCCCACCUCCUCGUCCCAAGAAGAAGAUGAUGACCAGCAGAGCAGAGCAAUUGAACAUGACGAGCACUUUGCUACAUUCCGUUCCGACGUAGUUGGAGUCCAGUACUACCGCGGUCUUGUUGGUAGAGGCGAAUAUGUUUUACUCCGCAGAGAGCCCACCAACAAGUGGGAUAGCAAUGCUGUCCAGGUGGUAAACGCAGGAGGCAGCCAAGUUGGACAUAUUCCAAGAGCAGUCGCUGCCAACCUUGCGACCUUGAUGGAUAGAAACCAGAUUUCGGUUGAAGGCCGGAUGAUAGGUCAAAAUCUGGAUGGUGCCAAGCACUUCAAACUGCCUCUUGAUGUCUCCAUCUACUUAAACCAUUCUAUGCGCGAAUCCCUUGAACCCGCCUUGCGAUGGGUGAGCCCAGGAGACAGAGUCAACAACCAAGCUCGUCGUCCUGUCUACACGUCACAGUCCCAAGUCCGGGGUGCAGCAGGGAGUGGUGUCGGGUUACCCCAACCUGCUGAUAGCACCAUGAAAGAGCUGCUCGAGGGUCUGAGCAAGGAUAAUGCUGAUUUGAAGCAGGUCGACAAGGUCAUGGACGCCCUUACCAGCGACGUCGACGUCUCCAAACUCCCUCUACACCCUGCGCCUCCUGGUACUGCAAAUGGCCAACUUCUCACCGACCUCCUUCCGCACCAGUCACAGGCCCUUCAAUGGAUGAUCACUCGUGAGAACCCCCAGCUGCCCAAAUCCCCUUCAGAACCCGCUGUCCAGUUCUGGGUCAAGCAAAAAGGUGUUGGAAGUAAGCCCGAUUACUGGCUGAACGUAGCUACCAAGACACCGCAAAGUGAGGCUCCGCAAUUGGGUAGGGGUGGUAUCAUUGCUGAUGGCAUGGGUUUGGGUAAAACUCUGACUACCAUAUCUUUGGUGCUCGCUACAAAAAACGAUCCCGUCGGGGACAAAGUUAGCAAGUCCACUUUGAUCGUCUGCCCUUUGUCAGUCUUAAGUAACUGGGAGAAACAAAUUAGAGACCAUGUUGCCCCCUCUCAAUUGAGGUUUUACACCUAUCACGGCGCUGCAAAAGGUCUCACCGCCAAGAAACUGGGCGGGUACGAUAUUGUCUUGACCACUUAUCAGACUGUCGCCGGGGAAGAUGCUGCUGUCCCACAUACCGGCGAUACUCCUCUGGCGAAGAAAUCGAGGCCAAGCACUACAAAAUCAGGACCUUUGGCUACGAUCAAAUGGAAGAGGGUGGUGGCCGAUGAAGGUCAUCAGCUGAAGAAUCCCAAGGCUAAGAUGACGAUUGCAUUUGCCAAUCUCAGCGCUGAGAGGCGUUGGAUAUGCACCGGUACACCUAUCGUCAACUCUCCUAAUGACCUCGGAUCCCUUCUUACUUGUCUACACAUCUGUGCUCCCCUGUCCAACCCCCAAUACUUUCGUGCUCUCCUUCUUCGACCCCUCUCUCGAGGCGAUCCCACCGCCAGCAAGCUAUUACAAGCCGUCGUUUCUCAGAUCCUCCUGCGCCGAACCAAAGAUUCAAAAGGUGCGAAUGGGGAAAAUGUGGUUGAGCUUCCGGACAUUGAGUUCUUUAGGGUCCCAGUCAAGUUGGAUAAUGAGACUAGGAAGGUGUAUGAGGAGGUUUUGGAACAUAGUAAGAGGAGGUUUGAGGAGACAUUGAGAACUGGUGAAGGAGCGGCGAAUGUGCUUUCUAUGCUUACUCGAAUGCGACAACUCUGCCUUUCACUCGAACUCAUCCCACAGUCUUUCUUGGAUGAAAUCCGCGCGCCUCCUACAUCUCAGAAUGGCGCCUCCGCAACUUCCAUUGCCUCGCUCUCAACCGAAGAGAUGGAAGCUUUGGUUAAAAAGUUGAGGCAGAUUGUUGAAGAUGAGACUGAGUGUGGUAUCUGCAUGGACGAAGUCGAGUUUGCCAAGGACCCGGCUAUCACUGACUGUGGUCACCCUUUCUGUUUGCCUUGUAUCGAACGGGUGAUCACCAGUCAAGGUCUCUGCCCCAUGGACCGCCAUCCCAUCGCCCACGGAUCCAUUCUUCGCCUCCCCUCCGAUGAAAGUUUAUACCUCCCUUCCUCACAAGCACGUUCCAUCAACUCUGCAAAGAUUGACGAACUCGUUAAAUACCUCCGCAUCUUUCCACGCGACGACAAAACUCUCGUCUUCUCCCAGUUUACAUCUUUCUUGGACUGCGUCGGUGUGCGACUAGAACAAGAGGGGGUCAAGUUUGUGAGGUUUGAUGGACGGAUGCCGGGGAAACAGAGGACAGAAGUGAUCAAAGCUUUCCAGGAGCCUGUUAAAGGGGAUGACGAUGAAGAGGCGCCUACGGUGAUGUUGAUCUCGUUGAAAAGUGGUGCCGUUGGACUCAACUUGACAGCGGCGUCCAAUGUUUUCUUGUGUGACCCAUGGUGGCAGAGUGCUAUUGAAGCGCAGGCUAUUGAUCGAGCCCAUAGGAUGGGUCAAAAGAAAGUUGUGAGAGUCUUCCAGCUUAUCGCCGAAGACACAAUUGAAUCGAGGGUCUUGGAUAUACAGAAAAGAAAAGAUGCGAUGGUAGCUAAAGCUUUCGAAAAGUCGAGCAAGGAGAGUCAAAGAACCAAGAAGGAAGCGAGGUUUGAGGAUAUCAAGGAACUUUUGGGUAUGAAGUGAGCAGUCUGUAACUAUUAGAUACGUUGGGAUUAAUGUUCUUGGUACUUGACGCUUGGAGACAAUAAUACGCAUAGUAUAUAUAAUGAAACAGAGUACCACAGGAAGUGAUGCCUUGCUAGAUGCAUGCAGAGAAGGA